Molecule: messenger RNA, 1374 nt
Organism: Pieris macdunnoughi
Lineage: Eukaryota; Metazoa; Arthropoda; Insecta; Lepidoptera; Pieridae
Source: the annotation of a GenBank genome assembly
AUGGGCGGAGUGUCCGUGAAACUAUCAGAUGAAAUAAAAAUACUUGGUUUGACUCUCGAUGCUAAAUUGACCUUUAAUAAACAUAUCUCCAAUAUAUGCAGGAAAGCAACAAAUAUUUACAAACAAUUAGCAAGGGCGGCGAGAAUUGGCUGGGGUUUACACCGAGAUGUAAUUCAUAUUAUUUAUACAGCAGUCAUCGAGCCGAUAAUCUUAUAUGCGGCAGCAGUCUGGGCUCCAGCCACUAAAAAGCUAGGAAUUAGGAAGCAAUUAAAUUCAGUACAACGAAGCUUCGCGCUGAAGCUCUGCAGAGCUUACCGAACCGUAUCACUGAAUGCCAGCUUGAUCCUCGCUGGACUAUUGCCCUUAGACCUUAGAAUCCAGGAGGCCGCUGUGCUAUACGAAGCAAAGAGAGGAUUAUUUCAGUCUGAAUUGGAAGGUGACCUGGAGCAAAGAGUAUCAUGGAUGAGUAUUCCUCACCCCUCCAAAGAACCUGAUAUCAAAUUUAUAGCCUAUAGAGAACAAGAGCGUCCUAGAACAGAUGCACCGGCAGUAAAGAUAUAUACGGACGGAAGUAAAGUAGACGAAUUGGUCGGUGCCAGCGUUUCCUUAUGGAAAAAUGGUGCCGAAUUCGAGACUUUUAAAUUGAAACUAUCUUCAUGCUGUUCCGUGUAUCAAGCUGAACUGGUGGCUAUUCUUAAAGCGACUCAAAGGAUCCUUUGUCACCCAGAAACAACCUACGGCGUAUAUAGUGACUCCCGAAGUGCACUCGAAAGUGUUGCGGGUGGUCGCUCUUUCAAUCCCCUUGUAGUUGAAAUUCGUAAGAACAUAAAUAAAGCGCAUUUACUCAACAAAAAAAUUGAUAUUUUUUGGGUUAAAGCGCAUUCGGGCAUGGAGGGGAAUGAAAGAGCAGACCAACUAGCAAAGGAAGCUGCGCAUCUAGAAGAGGCGCCCGUGUACAAUAGAUUUCCCAUAUCGCAUUUGAAGAACUGUCUACGUGGAAACACGAUAGAAAAAUGGAAUCACAGAUAUCGAGACGGUGAAACAGCUGCAAUAACCAAGUUAUUCCUUCCAAAUGUUGCUUCGGCCUUUUCGAUAAUUAAACAAAUGAAACCAACGGGAUUGAUCACUCAGAUGUUGACAGGUCACGGUGGCUUCCUGUCGUAUCUUCACAGGUUCAGGGUUAGACAAAGUGCUGCCUGUCCUUGUGAUGAUGCAGCUGAAGAGACAGUGUUGCAUGUUCUGACCGACUGUCCCAUGUAUGGAUACGACAGGUAUAACGCUGAGCAAGCUAUGGGCAUGAGGGUAACGGAGACGAGUUUGAAGGGAAUAAUGCUCAAUGUUAGGUUGAGGGGCAUCUUUUGGGAUUUGCCGUGA